Synchiropus splendidus (mandarinfish) is the source of this 3318-nucleotide messenger RNA. It is a transcript of the gene esco2, whose product is annotated as establishment of sister chromatid cohesion N-acetyltransferase 2. Gene Ontology annotation, cellular component: nucleus; chromatin. Gene Ontology annotation, molecular function: protein-lysine-acetyltransferase activity. The record is from RefSeq and is a predicted model, not a curated record. The coding region runs from base 1431 to 3212 and encodes 593 amino acids. Gene Ontology annotation, biological process: mitotic sister chromatid cohesion. NCBI's taxonomy places the organism in Eukaryota, Metazoa, Chordata, Actinopteri, Syngnathiformes, Callionymidae. The transcript is spliced from 10 exons.
CGGUCACCAGAGCGACGAGAGCGCCUUCCUCACUCUCAAAGCGAGGAUGACGGCAGAACGGACAGAGAAAGAGCGGCAGCGGAAGCUAAGCACUGACGCGUCGGGCUCCUCACACUCACCGGCGCUCGUGAAGUAAAACACCAUCUCCGCUAGAUAGUGCCACAGUGGCUGAAAGAGAAUGACAGGUUAUUCCGACAGAUUUCCGCCAAGGUUCCACUAAAACGGUGACGCGGUCGCAGCUUUGGAAGCGUGACUUCCUCCUCCGAGCGCCAGCCGCCUUCUUCGUGGGUUCAUCAGCGGGUGCAUUGGCGCCACCUAGCGAUGCGGCGUGGAGCGAGGACAUCUGGGCUGAAACUCGAUUAGCGCAUUUAAUGAAGUUUAAAGAACUUUCAUCGAGCCAGUUUCGAAUUCAGGGCCGAUGGUGGCGCCACGUGACAUUUAAUGUGCACGAUAAGAUGUAAACACACAGGUGUGCUGCUCGUUCUCCCUUCCUUGCACUCGUUUCUGGUCACAGGAUGGAGCCAGGACCAGCGCGUGCACCUCCUCCUCUCCGGCCUGUGACCUUUGGCCCCAGGGAUCACAGCCUCACAACGCUCCGUGCGUCAUGACGGAGGAGGGAGACGGAGCCUCUUCACACAUCCAGCCAUUAUCUCUUCUCACACUGUUCAUUUGUUUGGACCUCCGUUUGACCUGGGUGUACAACUCUGGUUUGGUCCCUCACUCCAAUCAUAAUGCGUGUUAUUGUGGUAAAAUAACGGCGAGGGUUUUAUCCUGACAGUCCGCGGUGCCGGCUGCUUCCGCUUCCGGUCCUGCGUGUUUGAUAAGCAGUGUUGUUGGCGCGCGGCUCAAAACUGUGAUCUGCAGAAGCGCGGGGCGCCUCUCAACAAACCGGCGGCGGAACGCACCUUCACGCUUCCUAGACUCGCACGAACCGGAGCUGAAGGUCAGGUACGGACUUGGCCCGCCUCUUCUCGCCUUCCGUGUUCGACUCCGAGGGGAGUUGGUGAGUUAGCGCUCUGCCGCGAACGUCUGAGGGAAACAUGACGUCACGCUGAUGUGGGUCUCAAAGCUUCGCGACUGUUGUGUCGCGCCAGUUCUCGCUCGGACAACAGCGGCUAAGCUAGCUCGCGCGUGUAAACACGUCAGCGGAAGGGUCGCGCGCGCUCCUGCUUCAGCCUCUCCGAGGUCCUCUUUGACUCCACUGACCCCUGCGCAAAACCUUCUCUGGCUGUUACCAUCGUUCACCCAUUGUUCGCCUCUAAAACAUGAGAAUUCGUCUUAAAAACAACACACUUUGGAGAUGUGAGUGCCUCGAUGGAUCCGCUGAUGUUCGAGCCUCUGUCUGAGCUCUGAGGUCUGGAACCCGCCAUGAGACGGUCACAAGUGCAACUGGUCCGGUUCUGCGGUCUGUGCAGGUGGAGCUGGAGAGGAUGAUGCCCAGGACCAGGAAGAGGAAGCUCUCGUCUGCUGACUCAGACUGCAGCCUCCCUCCCAAGAGAGGUCAGGAUGGCGGCGGGUCCCCGGUGAAGAGGCCCUUCAGCCGGCUGGACAAGGAGAACGGCCCCAGGCGUGUUCAGGGAUCCACAGACCCUCCGGCCUGGACCCACUCGGGGGCCUCGCCGGGAAAACGGGUCGUGCUGUCAAGCUCCUUCUACGGCAGGAAGCCGCAGGUCUACCUGACUCCCCUGGAGAGGAAGGCGCUGAAGGACUCGCUGCCUGCUGCCCCCGCCCAGCAGGCGGCCAAACCACAGAAGAAGAAGAAGGAGAAGAAGGUCAGCAGGAGCAGGAAGUCCAAGAGUGGCUCCCAACUCAACAGCAGGUUUGGAGAGGAGCGGUCGGGCCCUGGUCCAGGCCGGAGGUCCACUCACUGCCCACCGUUCCCAACCAGCAGCCAGGUCCUCAAACCUGAACCCCAGUCCAAGGCUGCCGAGCCCAGGAGGGCCAUCACCUUCUCCUUCACCAGCCUCAAACCUAAACCCAAGAUUUUUGUGGGCGCCGCCUUCUUCUCCACGGGAAGGAAGCCGAUUUCCAUGUACAAGAGGUCGGCGCCGAAGAAGUCCAGCUGUCCAAAACCUGCUCCAGAACCAGAACGUCAGGCCCUGGACUCCUCCUCUGAGCAGGUGGAGACUCGGACCGGAGCCAAGUUUGACCCGUCCGACUGGCUGGACGACCCGCCGACUCAACCGUCGCCCGGACCCGGGGGCCUGCUGCAGGACGUCACCACUGAACCUCUGUCCCGCAGCGACGCUGACGCCCUUAAGGUCAAACACGGCAUCACAAAGGACGUGAAGGUGGUGCUGUCCAGGACCCUGCCCCGCGCCGCGGCGGACUCCUCGCUGCUGGACCUCAGUCCUCUGAGAAGUGCCAGCGCUGGCUCGGCUGCCGUCUAUCCCAUCUUUGGCUCCGCCUCCAAACGGUCAGCGCCAGCUCGCGGCCAGGCUCCGGUGUCCUGCAGCACCACAGCUGGCCCAGCGGUCAGAGGGCGCCCCCCGAGGAGGAAGAAGACGGACGAGGACCAGCUUAUCAUCGACGCGGGACAGAAGCAGUUUGGGGCCACGACCUGCAGCUCGUGUGGGAUGAUCUACAGCGCCGACAAUCCCGAGGACAACUUCCAACAUUCCCAGUUCCACCACAGAUUCCUGUCCAGCAUCAAGUUUGUGGGCUGGAAGAAGGAGCGAGUGGUGGCCGAGUUCUGGGACGGUAAGAUCCUGCUGGUGAUGCCGGACGACCCCAGAUACGCCGUCAGAAAGGCGGAGGAGGUGCGGCGCGUGGCUGACAGCGAGCUGGGCUUCCAGCAGCUGGCGCUCAACAGACCCUCACAGACCAAGACUUACCUGUACGUCAGCGCGGAGCGGAUGGUGGUGGGCUGCCUGGUGGCCGAGCCCAUACGGCAGGCGUACCGGGUCCUGGACCAGCCAGAGAGCCACUCGGACUUGACCAAGGACAACUUCCUGGAGAACCACCGGGCCUGGUGUUGCUCCACGGAUCCAGAGCCGGCGCUGUGCGGGAUCAGCCGGAUCUGGGUGUUCAGCCUGGCCCGGCGCCGGGGCGUGGCCACCCGCAUGUUGGACACGGUCAGGAGGAGCUUCUCGUACGGCGGCCACCUCACCACGCAGGAGCUGGCCUUCUCCGACCCCACCCUCGACGGCAAACGCCUGGCCACCGCGUACUGUGCCACGCCCACCUUCCUCGUCUACAACUUCGUGGCGUGAAGAGGAACGUCCCGGGAGCCGCAAGGCUUCUGCUGCUUUCACUUCCUGUUCUGACUCACUUUUUGAAAAUAUUGUUUCAUGGAGUUUUGCUUUGUUUAAUAAACGU